UCUGCAUUAGCACAGGACACUCACUCAGAUCUCAGCCAUAGGCAGCAGUGCAGCCUGCCCACAGAGGUGCUCACCAUGGCUGAGUUUGGGGAUCUUUUGAGGGCUCUGGGGGAGUUUGGGCUCUACCAGAAACUGCUGAUCCUGCUCCUCUCCCUCCCACUACUUCUCAAUCCUUUCCAAAUGGUUGGCCAAGUCUUCAUGGUGGUGGAAGUGCCUCACCACUGUGACACCAGCUGGAUCCGCGCCGUCGGCCCCAACCUGACGGAGGAAGAGCAGCUGAACCUCACCCUGCCCCGCCGCGCCGACGGGGAGUUUGAGCAGUGCUCCAUGUUCUCCCCGGUCGACUGGGACCUGGAUGCCAUCCUGGCCUACGGGCUGAACCACACGCAGAAGUGCAGCAGUGGCUGGGUGUACCCCUCAGAGCAGCCACCGUCCCUGCUGACCGAGGUCUGUGCUUGCUGCUUGAUGAGACAGGGCUGUGCAAAGGAGGGGGUGGGAUAUCCCAGCCUGUGCUUUGGGCAAUGGUUUGCAGACAGCAUUGUCUACUAUGGGCUGAGCCUCAGCGUGACAGAUUUUGGUCUGGACAUCUACCUGACACAGCUGGCCUUUGGGGCAGUGGAGCUUCCAGCUCGAAUUUCCUGCAUUUUCCUACUGGAGUGGUUUGGAAGGAAGAAAGUGCAGGGCACUCUCCUGUUCCUGGCUGGCCUGAUAUGUCUCAUCCUCACUGGCAUCCCUGAAGGUGAACCUUCCCAGCCUGGGAGCACUGUAGGCUUCUUCUUUGUUGGCCCACUGGCCUCCACAACUCCCUGCUCUUUAUUUAAUAGAAGGCUUGUAGCAGGAGGUGCUGUUCCUCUGGUCUUCGGGUAG
Molecule: messenger RNA, 867 nt
Organism: Passer montanus (Eurasian tree sparrow)
Lineage: Eukaryota; Metazoa; Chordata; Aves; Passeriformes; Passeridae
Product: solute carrier family 22 member 6-like
Exons: 6
Coding region: 76-867 (263 amino acids)
Source: RefSeq, a predicted model, not a curated record